AUGCAAAGGCAGCCGGCGGUGGCGGAUGGGCGCUCCAGGCCGUGUGGGGAUCGCCGUGCGGGGCCCGUAGCCCGCCGCCGCCGCUAGCCCGCCGCCCAGCCGCGCCUCAGCGCCAAGAUGGCGUCCAUGCUGCUACAGACCUGCGGCCGGCGGGCCUGCCGCCUGCCCCGAGCGCUGCGCCGCCAGCCCCAGCUGGGAAACCUGGGAGAUCGGGCAUGUCUUAGCUGUACAUCCCUGAGGCUGGCAAACAAAAUGACUGUACACUUUAAAUAUUGCACUAGUGUCCCUCCUGUUUACGCGUGUUCCAAAAAAGAUCGUUACUGCUGUUGGACUAAAGGAUCUCAACAAAUACACUUUACUCUUAGGAGCUCUUCUGCCUCAUGGACGCCACAAGCAACCAUGGGUGUUUUAGGUCCCCAGUAUCUUCCAGUUAGGUGGUGGCAUUCUUCACCUCCCCUUCAAGAUGACUCCAUAGUUGAAAAGUCACUGAAGUCCUUAAAGGACAAAAACAAGAAGUUGGAAGAGGGAGGUCCUGUCUAUAGUCCAACAGAAGUGGAAGUUGUGAAAAAAUCUAUUGGAGAAAGAAUUGUGGAUGAACUGAAGCACUAUUACCAUGGCUUUCGAUUACUGUGGAUUGACACAAAAAUAGCUGCGAGGAUGCUCUGGAGGAUACUUCAUGGAAACACUUUGUCUCGACGAGAACGGAGACAGUUCCUUCGAAUAUGUGCCGAUCUUUUCCGCUUGGUCCCUUUCCUAGUGUUUCUUGUUGUCCCAUUUAUGGAAUUUUUGCUUCCAGUAGCUCUUAAGUUGUUCCCUAAUAUGCUUCCCUCUACAUUUGAGACAAAGUCUAAAAAGGAGGAAAGAUUGAAGAAAGAAUUAAGAGUAAAGCUUGAACUGGCCAAGUUCCUUCAGGACACGAUUGAGGAGAUGGCCUUAAAAAAUAAAGCAGCCAAAGGAAAUGUUACAAAAGAUUUUUCAGCGUUCUUUCAAAAGAUCAGGGAGACUGGCGAAAGACCCAGUAAUGAGGAGAUCUUAAGGUUCUCUAAACUGUUUGAAGAUGAGUUGACUCUGGACAAUCUAACCAGGCCUCAGUUGGUGGCACUUUGUAAAUUGUUGGAACUUCAGUCAAUUGGGACUAACAACUUCCUCCGCUUCCAGCUGACCAUGAGGUUGAGAAGCAUAAAAGCAGAUGACAAAAUGAUUGCUGAAGAAGGCGUUGACAGCCUGACUGUUAAGGAACUGCAGGCAGCUUGUCGUGCCCGAGGUAUGAGAGCUCUUGGUGUGACAGAGGAGCGACUUAAGGAGCAGCUUAAACAGUGGCUAGAUCUGCAUCUGAACCAGGAAAUCCCUACUUCGUUGCUAAUUUUAUCCAGAGCCAUGUAUCUUCCAGAUACCCUUUCUCCAGCUGAUCAACUCAAAACAACACUUCAGACACUACCAGAGAGUGUUGCCAAAGAGGCUCAGGUCAAAGUGGCAGAAGUUGAAGGCGAAAAGGUAGAUAACAAAGCACGGUUGGAAGCAACACUUCAGGAAGAGGAAGCCAUCAGGAAAGAAAAUGAAGAAAAGGAGAUGGAAAGAAUGUCUGAAGCUGCAGAGAAAGCCAAAGAGACCAUUCAGGUUGCAGCUGUGAAAGAGGUGGAAUCAGCAGUAGAUCUUGAAGCAGCUGCUCAGCAAGCUAAAAGAAGUCAGAUACUUGUGGAUACUGAACAAGAGCUGGCAAGGGCAGAUGCGACGAUGCUCUCGGAGACACUGAAAGACACAGCACCAGUAUUGGAAGGCAUCAAGGGUGAGGAAAUCACUAAAGAGGAGAUAGAUGUGCUAAGUGAUGCUUGCACCAAGCUUCAGGAACAGAAAAAAUCACUAACAAAGGAAAAGGAGGAGCUUGAAGAAUUGAAGGGUGAUAUCCAGGAGUACAAUGAGGAUCUGCAAGAGAUAAAAGAACUCUCAAAAACUGGUGAGGAGGACGUGGUGGAAGAGUCAAAAGCAAGCAAGCGAUUGACCAAGAGAGUGAACCGAAUGAUUGGUCAGAUAGACAAAAUCAUUAAUGAAUUAGAGACAAAUCAAAAGGCAGGAGAUGCAAAGCUGGAUAGUGGUGAGAGUCCUCCUGCUGGGGAGAAUCUCAUCAGUAUUGCUGAGCUCAUUAAUGUGAUGAAGCAUAUUCAGAAGAUUCCAGAGGAGAAGCUAACUAGGAUUGCAGAGGCACUAGAUGAAAACAAAGAUGGCAAAAUUGAUAUAGAUAAUGUUGUUAAGGUAGUAGAGCUGAUUGACAAAGAAGAUAUUGAUAUUGGCACCAGUCAGGUUGCUGAGAUUAUGGCACUGCUUCAGAAAGAAGAAAAACUGGAAGAAAAAGAGAAAGCCAAGGAGAAACAUGAUAAAGAAGCUGCAGAAGCAAAGAAUUAGUUUCAGAAUCUGAAGCUAAUCCCAGUUGUAACCAAAAACCUGUAUAUCUUUCUGUGUCUAAUAGCUACAUAUUAUUUGAGCUUUUGUGAUUAUGGGAAGUAUUUUGAGCUGAUUCUAGUAAUAAAUCGUAGAUGUGUUUUCUGACCUAUGGAAUGAAAUUUCCGUUCAUCAAAGAAGUGAUUUGCUGUCAUUCCAUACAGAUGAAAACAAAAUAUGCUUCCUUAGCAAUGCUUCUGCCCACAAAAUCAUGUAUUUUGCACUCAUUGUUGUGGUACAGUGACCCAUUAAACUUGCAGAUUUGCUGCACAAAUUAAGUGUAUCUAUAAUGGAAAAAAUGUUUCUCAUUUAUUUCCUUCCAUCAUUAUGUGGGGCCCAACCUUGCUCUGCUUUGAACUUCAGGCUUUUUCAGAAUUUAAUACAAACUUUCCCUUCCAUCACAAUAUUACAUAUUUUGUAACCUUAGUGAAGAUUCUGUGGCUUCAGUAGUAGCUCUUUAGAUUGAGUUUUAUCUAAGCUAGAUAUCACAAAGCUGUUGCCUCACUGACUGAGAAUGUGGGAUUCUAAUCACUUCCACAAGUUCACAACAACUACUUUUUUCUGUUGAAGGGAAAAUUUAUUUUUCCCUAGAAUGGAAACUUCCCAUGAAGUUUGCUUCUUAAUGGGUGCCUUAAAUUUCUUAAGAUUGCGCAGUAGAGGAUGUUGCUUCUACUCAAAAUUCCAUGAAUUAUUAAAGCAUUGGAAUCACAGGAGCCUUUAAAAUAGUUUCAGAACAUAGUCUGUCACACAGUAAAGGGAUUUAGAGUGUUUGUCUAAACAGCAAAAUGAAAAUAAUCAUAAGGGGAAAAUGUCAGUUUUGAUCUUUUUAUGUAUAUUUUUAAAAAAUGCAGUUCUCUUUGCAUGUUUUCAUCUGAUAAUUAUUUACACCAUAACUAGUUCUCUUACCUCUUAAUUUUCAUCUCAGGUACAAAAUCAGUAACCAGGUAUAGUCAAAGUACAUAAACAUUUUCAUCUCAUGGCCUUGCUUACUGUGCAGUCAACAAGUCAUGUCUGGUAUUGCCAGUGCUUUGAUUACAUCAUCAGCUUUUGAAGUAAUUGGUUAUAGUUAUUGUCUUGAACUGUGUGGUUAAAUACUGACAGUAGGUCAAGGUUCCCUGUCUGUCUUUAGUAGUAAACUUCUAAGUUUAAAAUACAAACUCUAGCAUGUUCCAUAAUUCCUGGUAGCCUAAAUUUUCCACUCUCUUAAAGUCUGUUACAAAAUGCACGCAGUGUGGCUUGAACCAGAAGGGUUGUGGUUUAUUUUUUUUUUUAUUUUUAUUUUGCACCCAGUAUUAUAAAACAUGAACAUCCUUGAUUUUGUGCACACUAUGGAGAAGCACAUCUUACAAUGGCACUGUACACAGUGAUAUUGAGGUGGGCAGUUAGUACUUACUGCUUUUAGUCAUAGUUGCAUAUUUUUGUAGAAAAUGUUGACUCCCAAGAGUAAUUAUAUGUUGAGUAUUUAUCUAGAUUGGAUAAAUUAUUUGUAAAAAUUCAUUUGAAUUUAGUGGAACAAGAAAAAAUUGUCAGUCUCACAGCUUGCAUGAUGGACCAUUGUAUUUAGUUGUUUCCAAAGCAAGAUGUACAGUACAAUUCUAGAAAAAGGGUCAGUGUUUAGUUGAAGUAUUGAGUUCUUAUUCUGUACAGUCUGCAAAGAACCCUCUGCAAAUUACUGUAAUUGUAUCCGAAGUGUAAAAUUGCUGUGACAAAGCUGAAAUUUCAAGUCAGUAUCAUCUUUGCAGUUAAUAUACCCCUAAACAAGGGCACUGUUCUCUUCCUUGUAAAUUGAGAUUGGAGAUUUCAGCAUGAAAGUCAGUUUGUAGAUUUUGAUGAUAAGACUUAAAUAGGUGCUUUUUUAGGCCAAAACUAGAGUAGAAAUGCUUUCAUGAAAAUACAAUUUAAAAACUAAUUUUACUUUUUAAAAUUUGUAAUUAGAAUGGAUGGGCUUUGAAGUACACUAAAUUUUGCAGUUGCAUAUCUCCAGUUUGAAAACAGCAUAUAAUUAUCUUACUUGACAUUCCUGAAACAAGAUAGAGAUAACUCUGAAAUUGACCGUGACCUUGCAUGGAAUAUCAAAAACCUAAGAAUUAUAUGCACUUGAAUGCAUGCAGGUAUAAAGCAGGGAAGUAGCAGAAAAAGCUGUUUUCAAAGAUUUAUUGAUUGAAAGUUUUACAGAGCUUUAACUAUCCUUACAGUCUAUUAUCUGGUUUUAGUAUUUGGGAGUUUAAGACACUUCGCUGCUGUUCUUUUUCUGUGUUUACUGUUCAUUUAAAUUUUCUGUGGAUUAAAUAAGAAGGGAGCCAAAAAUAGCUGGGUGUUUUUUUUAAUGAGUGUUCUGGUUAAAAUAAUUGUGAUAUAUUUAUUGAACAUUUUUAGCUUUUGGACAUAUUUGAAAUUUGGCAUAUUGAGAAAUUUUAACAUAUUACAUAAAAUAUAUUUAAACGUCGACCACAAAAUGUCCAUUCCCUGCUACUUAAAGAGGUUUGAAGGAUAAAAACAUCAACUAUAUCAAAGCAUUUUUUCAGAAAAUAUUUUCCUUCUGAUGUUGAAAGUAGGCAAGCCCAUGACAGCAGGACUUGAUCAUCACAUGCUCUGCAAACUUAGAGAUAAGGGAGCUCCCAGUGACUCCCAGUUGCCCAGCUGGGAACCUUCCUGAGCAGCCCUGUCCAGGCAGUUCAGAGAAUUCCAGCAGAGCAGUGGUGUGAGGACUCACUUCAGAUCAUGUGCUGUGUUCUCUUUUGUGUUGACCAAACCAAACAGAAGUGGCACUACUUUCAGGGAAAGGACAACACCUGAGUGUACAGUAACUGGUCAGAACUUAUUUAUGAAUGAAUGUUUAAUCAGAAGAUGUAAAAUAUUUCUUUAAAUAAUUAAAAGAUGGGCGAGAUUUUGGUUACCUUGUGACUUACACAGGCAAAGCCUCUAAGGUCAGUUAGGUCAUUGGUAAGGGCAUUGUUGGUUGUUUCAUAUUCAAAGAAGAUCAGAUUUUGAUUUUAAACUAUUCAGGGUGAAAGUGUAAAACAUACAAAAAGCUUUUUUAAAAAAUGAAUUUAGCAGCAGGGAGUAAACUUAGGGUGUAAUUAAUUUUUUCCUCUUCAAAAUAAGCAAAUUAUAGGACCUAUAUUAUUGAAAAAUUUGUUUCCAUUUCAUGUUAGCUCAAAAGGUUUUUACUGAGAUUUUCAUCACUGACUGCGUGCUGUGAGAGUAAAUCUGCCUGCGAGUUCAGAACCAGGAAGCUGAUUUAAUAGGGAUGUAAUCAGUAGGACUGCAUGCAGGUAGAGAAUAUUCUCUUGACAGGACAGUACCUUACACUUAAUGUAGGCUUUGUCUGGGGAGAAAAAAAUCUCAUUUUAUACAACUCCAAAAUACUUGUAACUUUGUAUCUACAUACCUUGCCAAUAAUUUAAACUUUAGCUACUUCAGCAGCUAUUUAAAUACUUUUAAAUUGUUUAUAAGAAAUUAUCUGGUAUAUUUAAUUAAAAUAAUCCCGUAUUAUGUUCUUUGUAUGUGUUCCAAGUGUUCCAAGUUAAUUUCAGCACGUAUUGCAAAGUUAAGUUGAAAAUCAUUUGUCUGUCCUCUGAGCACACUGGUCCUGUGUUUGCCAUAACGUGAUAAAAAAUUUUAAGUUAAUUGAAGCUAUUGUCCUGUGUUUGGUUAAAAUAAAUGUAUAAUUUUGAAAUCUAAUAUCUCCA
Messenger RNA from Calypte anna (Anna's hummingbird), 6128 nucleotides. RefSeq names its product leucine zipper and EF-hand containing transmembrane protein 1 (gene LETM1). The record is from RefSeq and is a predicted model, not a curated record. The transcript has 14 exons. Gene Ontology annotation, molecular function: calcium ion binding; ribosome binding. Gene Ontology annotation, cellular component: mitochondrial inner membrane. The coding region runs from base 118 to 2400 and encodes 760 amino acids. Lineage: Eukaryota; Metazoa; Chordata; Aves; Apodiformes; Trochilidae. Gene Ontology annotation, biological process: intracellular monoatomic cation homeostasis.